UUUCGCACUCGAAAGUUCCUGUGCAAGAGCUUUGUAAAGGGGGACGAGGGGGGUUGAGUUGGGGGUGGUCGUCAUGGAUUCCUCACCAUAGCAACCGACAAACGUUUACAAAGCAUUGAGGAAUUUCCUCAUAUCAGCUGGAUUAUUGGAGCCCUCGGAGAACGGCUCUCGUUCGAAACAAACGCUGGAUAUCAUCAGGACCCUGGCAGGGGCCGGAGCCCCGCUGCCAGUUUCAUCUUUUUCCCCCUUCGUUUGUUCUUUUUUUUGACGGAGAAGUUGUUUUUUUUCUAUCUGCUUUACUCCCCCUUGCAGCUCCAUUCUUCCCUUGUCCCUGCCUUACUCCCGCUCUUUUCCUUUCUAUCCUUUCUUUUUUUUUUUUUAAACGAGAGCCUUUGUGUCACUCCGUUUUUAGCUUCCCUUUGCUAUGCUGUGCACAUUGUCACCCAGUGGAAAGCUGAGUCGCGGCAGCAGCGGGUUUGGUCCUCAGGAAGCUUUUCAAUCCUGCUGCAUGCAGAGCUCCGAGGGAGGGUCAGACACCACGACCAGCGUGGCAGCGCUGCGGACAUCGUCAUCAGCUCAGGCCCCUGUGGUACAGCCUGUCCCAGCCUCCCAGCAGAGGGUGCUGGUUCAAGCCACAGGCUCAGCUCAGAAGGGAGGACAAGUACAGCAGCUUUCAGUACCCAGGGUUCAACAGGUCCCUCAGCAGGUGCAGCAAGUGCAACAUGUCUACCCAUCCCAGGUCCAGUAUGUAGCAGAAAGUGGAGAGGCUGUUUACACUAAUGGGACCAUCCGAGCGGCCUACUCCUACAACCCUGAUGCUCAGUUGUAUGGGCAGAGCAGUGGGGGAACCUACUUUGACUCACAGGCCGGUGGAGCUCAUGUCACCACGGUGGUCUCCUCUGCCAGCGGUGGGGUGCCCCCUCAUGGCAUGGUGGGCAUCGCUAUGGACGUGGGCAGCAGCCACAUCAUCUCCAGUGGAAGCACUUAUCUGAUCCACGGGGGAAGUAUGGAGGGAAGCCGCAACCACAUAUCACACUCCUCACGCUCCUCCUCAGCUAUGCUUGAAAUGGCGAUUGAAAACCUCCAAAAGUCUGAAGGAAUUGCAAGUCACAAAAGCAGCCUGCUCAACAGCCAUCUUCAGUGGCUGUUGGACAACUAUGAGACCGCUGAGGGAGUGAGCCUGCCCCGGUGCUCCCUCUACAACCAUUACUUACGGCACUGUCAGGAACAGAAACUGGAUCCGGUCAACGCGGCCUCCUUCGGCAAGCUCAUCCGCUCCGUCUUCAUGGGCCUGAGGACCCGCCGUCUCGGCACCAGAGGCAACUCUAAGUAUCAUUACUAUGGCAUCCGGGUGAAGCCAGACUCACCGCUCAACCGGCUGCAGGAAGACACCCAGUACAUGGCCAUGAGGCAGCAACCUGUCCACCAGAAACAAAGGUCAGCUCUCUCUACUGGCUGCCAUUUCUACCCCUCUCCUUCCUUUUCUGUUGUCUUCAUGUCUGUCCACUUGUUUUUGCUUUAUGCAGACACGUCCCACACCUUGCCUCCAUUUCCCACUCCUGACUUGGGCACCCAGCCUCUGCCUGAGCGCAUCAACAUGAAUGAUAUCAAGAAGCUGCAGACACUCUACAGAGACCACUGUGAGGCUACACUGGAUGUGGUGAUGAACCUCCAGUUCCACUACAUUGAGAAACUCUGGCAGACCUUUUGGUAUUCAACACCGCCAUCUAGUGACGGAAGUACCACUAUCCCCAACAGUGAUGAUGACAUGGAAGGUGUGAUCCCCAGAGAGAAGCUGGUGGCUCUGUGUAAAUAUGAACCCAUCAGACUAUGGAUGAGGAGCUGUGACCACAUCCUCUACCAGGCUCUGGUAGAGAUCCUCAUCCCCGAUGUGCUGCGUCCUGUUCCGAGCACUCUCACUCAGGCCAUCCGUAACUUUGCCAAGAGUCUGGAGGGCUGGCUGACAAACGCCAUGACCAACUUUCCUCAAGAGAUUAUCCGCACCAAGGUGGCGGUGGUCAGCGCCUUUGCCCAGACACUGAGACGUUACACCAGUCUGAACCACCUGGCCCAGGCAGCCCGCGCCGUCCUCCAGAACACCUCCCAGAUCAACCAGAUGCUGUCUGACCUCAACCGGGUCGACUUUGCUAACGUCCAGGAGCAGGCGUCAUGGGUGUGUCAGUGUGACGAGAGUGUGGUUCAGCGUCUGGAGCAGGACUUUAAGGUCACCCUGCAACAGCAGAGCUCUCUGGACCAGUGGGCUACAUGGCUCGACAACGUGGUCUCUCAGGUCCUCAAGCCUCACCAGGGCAGCCCCAGCUUCCCCAAAGCUGCACGCCAGUUCCUGCUCAAAUGGUCCUUCUACAGCUCCAUGGUGAUCAGAGACCUGACCUUGCGUAGUGCAGCCAGUUUUGGCUCUUUCCACCUGAUACGCCUACUGUAUGAUGAGUACAUGUUUUACCUGGUGGAACACCGUGUGGCUCAGGCCACCGGAGAAACUCCUAUUGCUGUCAUGGGAGAGUUCAGUGAUCUGAGCUCUAUGAUGCCAUCACUCAUGGAAAAAGAUGCGUCGUUCUCCGAUGAGAUGAGUGACCUGGGCAGUGAUGCCGACGCGUCCAGAGGGCCGACUGAACCUGCUGUAAAGAGAGAGAGGAUCGAAAUGAGCCACCCUCUGCAGGAGAUGUGAGUCGUGUCUGAACUGGGGCCGGACUGAAAGCCACAAGGACCAGCAUCUCUCCCGUUUUAAAAAAAGAAAAAAGAAAAGAAAGGUGACCCCGUAAAGUGGCUUCCGGGGCCCUUUGGGACGCUGUGGCUUUUUGGGCCGAGCACACUGCGUCCUUCUGCAGUCAGUGUGUGCAAUGUACAUAGAGAAGAAAGUAGCAGUGUCAGUCCUCCCCUCACUAGUGUUUAUAAGGACGGUAAUCUAUCUCCCAGGAAACUCACGUCUGUUUGUUUUGUUUUUUUUACUCACAGGGGUGUAACACAGGUCUGAUUUUCUUUCUGUUUUUGUUGCAACUGUGAAUGACUUUGUGCAGUACCUUUUUAUUGGAUGUGUAACUUUGAGUGGUGGUGUGUGGUGUUUAUGUGAUUCUUCUCUUUUUUUAAUUUUAACUAGCUGUGCCAUAGUGUCAUUUGAGUGCCUUAGAUCGCUAACUUUGAAACCACCACUACAGAUGUCUAUCUGUCCCUCAGCUGUGCCUCUACCGCAGUAUGAAUGUAUCGUCUCCAAACCUCAGACAUUCAAAGCACCUUUAACAUUGAUUAGGUGUAGGUGUGUACACUCCUUGUUGCCUCUGCUGCAGCUCGCAGCAAACACACACACAAAAAAAACAAAAACAAAACAACAACAUGCAACCUACUGACCCAAAGGACCUUUCCCUCAGUCGUUCCCACCAGCUUAGCCAUAGUCGUGGCUCUGUCAGGCCUCAUAGUCUCGCAGUAGUCAGGAAGGCAGGGAACUCAGUAUGUUACCUGUGUAAGAUGGAUACCUCAAUAGAUUUCUAUGCUGUGCUCCGUUCGGCUCAGAUGACAUGGCAAGUAUUAAAUGUAGCCACUGUUUCAGUUUGUGUCUCCCACUCCCGUUUUCUUAAAUGUAAAUAGUUCUCCACAAAUGGUUUCGACCCUGUGACAGCUCCUUCUGUGUGCUCUGAGGAUGCAUUCAGUAAGUCCUAAUUUAGUGACUCAUACGUGCAGACAUGUGGUAGUUUACUUAGCUGCCACAGAGUCGGGGAUACGUCCAGAGUAAUUGACUUAAUAGAGAUGGGAUGUUAAAACCUGAACUGGACCCUGGUCUGUCUCAUUGAGCCUCAUAAAAAGUGGUUGUACAUUUCAUCUAAGGAAGAUAAAUCAAUACAUGUUAGAGCAGUUGGACCUGUAAAACCAAAACCCUUACACAGCCAGCUCCCCGACUUCAGAUACCUUGACCUCAUGCUGUUACUCAGAUAAAAAAAAGUCUUAUGUUCUGUUAGAAUUAGAUAGAAGAAUACAGUGUGUUAUAUGGGGAAUUUGUCCAUAAUAAAUUAUAUAUACAUACAUAUAUAUAGAUAUAUAUAUCUUUGUAUAAUGUAGAAAGUGUGUGCUCUGUGGCCUUCGGUCUUUGCCUAAUCUCUCUCCUCACACUGUACUUGGUUGGUCACAUUGUAUCAGAAGAAAAUGCUUUGAUGUGUAAUUGAUUAGACUGGCGUGUGUGAUAAAUUUGUUUCCAAUCUCAAUUGUUCAAUGUAUGAAACUCAAUUAUUACUGUGGUGCUACUGCACCCGAGUAAACUAUUAAACGGUCACAAGAGAAAUUUCUAUUUAUAUGAACUAUUCUGAUUUGAUUGACAUCAGCUUUGUGUUGAAAUUAGUUUGGUUGAUUUAUUUGUCCCUCCUCCUCCCCCCUCCUCGGAUGAUUUUGUUGUAGCGAUGGGAAUCCUUGAGCUUGAGUUAUUUAAGGCUUUUUGUAACUUGUGCCUGUCACAGUAAUUUGCCUUCAAGUGCUUUGGAAAAAAAAGUAAUUUCUGUGUGUACUUUGUAAUGUUUUGUAAGGCUGUUUUAGAUUUUUGGCGGAGGAUUAUUUUUUAUUGAACUAGAUUUGGUUCUUCUUACAAGUAUACUGAACCCUUAUUUUUGUGCAUUUUUAAACCUGUUCUUGACUACACUUUAACUAGCCUAAGGACAGAUGAUGGUCUGUAAUAAACUGCAUAGUUCAGCUGUA
Molecule: messenger RNA, 4695 nt
Organism: Morone saxatilis (striped sea-bass)
Lineage: Eukaryota; Metazoa; Chordata; Actinopteri; Moronidae
Gene: rfx2
Product: regulatory factor X, 2 (influences HLA class II expression)
Exons: 17
Coding region: 425-2686 (753 amino acids)
Biological process (GO): regulation of transcription by RNA polymerase II
Cellular component (GO): nucleus
Molecular function (GO): DNA-binding transcription factor activity, RNA polymerase II-specific; RNA polymerase II cis-regulatory region sequence-specific DNA binding
Source: RefSeq, a predicted model, not a curated record